This is a messenger RNA of Pungitius pungitius (ninespine stickleback), 1301 nucleotides long. It is a transcript of the gene enkur, whose product is annotated as enkurin, TRPC channel interacting protein. Gene Ontology annotation, cellular component: acrosomal vesicle. NCBI's taxonomy places the organism in Eukaryota, Metazoa, Chordata, Actinopteri, Perciformes, Gasterosteidae. The record is from RefSeq and is a predicted model, not a curated record. Bases 189 to 959 code for a protein of 256 amino acids. The transcript is spliced from 6 exons. Gene Ontology annotation, molecular function: calmodulin binding.
AUUAAUAUUCUGAUAGUCCACGACAUGAUCAGAGACGAAGAGAAAUAGCUAAAGACAUCCUGAAACAUUUGCUUUAGGUGAACGCUGCUGUGUGUGUGUGUGUGUGUGUGUGUGUGUGUGUGUGUUACAUACAAAAUAGUUUAAUGAAAACGGAGUGCUGUAAACAAAGUGUUUAAAGUCCUUCGAAGAUGUCGGAACCUCUGAAUCCACCAGAGAGCGUCUACCACCUGAUUCCGAAGGAAGAGGUUCCUUCUCAAAAAGCGCAGAGGUAUACGUCCAAGUACAGACCGACAGUUCUUCUUGAGGAAAAGGCAACCAAGGAUGCAAUGAGGACGAUGGGACCUGCAAAAGUAGAAGUCCCCUCCCCAGAGAGAUACCUCAAGAAGCGUUCAAAAGAGCCCAAAUUACACGAAAAGACACAGGGUUCAAAAGAGGCUCGUCACACCUCCACCGUGAGGAAACCUGCCGUUCCUGCGAGGACAGACAAGCCCACGAUGGGCAUUCGCACCAAGAGAGACUUCAUAAAGACAGCUACAGCGGCGCCAAUGAAGCCGCGGCCUGCCUGUGUGGACACCCGGGGGGGGCACAAGCAGCUCCUUGAGAACUCAGGACUGGUCCCCAAAUACAUCAAGAAGAAGCAUUACGGAGAAGUGCCCCAGUACCUGCAGCGGCUCCAUGAAGAGGAGAUGAGAGCUCAGGAGAAGUACGACGCCCUAGUGAAGGAACAGAGGGAGAAGAGAGCCAUGAAGCACCUGACUGAGGAGGAGCGAGGAGCCGCCCUCGAGGGUCUGAAGAAGUCUUGGGAUGAGCUGCACCAGGAGUACCAGGGCCUCUCAUUCGUCGCCGACAACGAGUCCAAGAAGUCCCACAGGCUUCAGCUGGAAGUGUCGAUGAAGCAGCUGGAGGACGACAUCCAGCUCUUUGAGAGGUUCAAAACCAUCUACAUACCUGGGAAAUAAAGUGCUGGAUUCAAUCAGAUGUGCCGUGUGUCUUGAGACCGCCAAUCGAAUGUCACAUGAGCGCGAGAAAAGGAGAAUUACACUCGUAUGUUCUCUCUGUCACAUGAACAAUGAAGCAAAGAUAGAACUCUACAGCCCAGUGAACCGCAAAUUUAGGAAUUAUUCCUGUAAUGAAUUAAUUUUUAACUGGUUUAUUAGUCUUAAGAUAUUUCACAGUGGACUAUUGCUGUCUUUAGAUUGACCACUAUUGUAUUAUUGUACUCUUUCUUAUUUUAAAGGAAAAAGUGUGACUCCAUUCAUCUUAGAGAUCAUUCAUAUUAAAUGGCAGAUAAUUGAAAACAA